CAGAGCCCCCCAUGGAGAGCAGGGGGUCCUGCCAUGCUGAGGGUCCUGAUCCUCACCCUGCUCUGGAGGGAGUCCCUGUCCCAGCUGCCCGGAUUUACCCUGACGGUGCCACCAUCAGUGUCAGUGCAGGAAGGUCUCUGCGUUCUGGUCCCCUGCACGUUCAUGUACCCAGCCUCCUAUGACACUAAGAAUUCCCAGUCCCGGCUCUACAGAUACUGGUACAAGGAUCAGGCCACUGGGGGCUAUGAUCCGCUCGUGGCCAGCAAUGACCCCAGCCGGGGGGUGUCGCAGGAGACCCAGGGCCGAUUCCGGCUGGCGGAAAAUCCCGUGCGCGGCGACUGCUCCCUGCAAAUCAGCGACGCCCGAUGGACGGAUGCGCGGAGAUAUUUCCUUAGAGUCGAGGGAGACUUUAGCUACAAUUACCGCUACAGUACAGAUGGCACUGACCUUGCGCUCACGAUCUCCGUGACACAGCUGACGGAGGAGCCAGAGAUCCAGAUCUCACUGCCGCGGGGGCUGCCAGGGAUGCUGCUGGCUGGGGAGUUGGUGACUGUGAUCUGCACGGCCCCUGGGCGCUGCUCCGGGCCCCCUCCCCGAGUCACCUGGACGGGGCCGUUCAGCGACACAGCCCAGAACAUCUCAACCCAGCUGGCAAAUGGCACCUGGGCCCACAGCUCCGCGCUCCGUUUCACGCCCGGCCUGGGGGACCACGGCAAAGAGCUCGUCUGCAACGUCACCUACAGCUCAGCACAGGGACCUUCCACCCGCAGAACCAUCCAGCUCCGCGUGGGCUGUGAGUGA
Messenger RNA from Malaclemys terrapin pileata, 801 nucleotides. Its product is annotated as sialic acid-binding Ig-like lectin 14. The record is from RefSeq and is a predicted model, not a curated record. NCBI's taxonomy places the organism in Eukaryota, Metazoa, Chordata, Testudines, Emydidae. The transcript has 3 exons. The coding region runs from base 34 to 801 and encodes 255 amino acids.